UCUGGGCUCCCCUGCUUCCUUCCUGCUCAUUUAAUCCAUUCAAAUUAUGAGAUCGAAUCCACUCAGAGGCUGAGUGAUUUCGCUUGUUAUUCCCCGUAUUUUGGCGAAUAAACCACUAGGAUGUCCCUUCAAAUGUCCCUACGCUCUUCAGAUUCCUUGCAAAAUUACUGUUCCCGAUGAUUUUUGGCAGAGCGAUGAGCAAGAACUUCCAAAAGGGCGCAUACAAAUACAAUCGAAAAGUUUCUCUUUUGAUGCUCCAGAUCGCUUUAUUUCAUGGAAAAGCUCGCAGAUUUCAUCCAAAUUUGAUAUUUUGAUCGGUAUACGAAGGCUUCUCGGCAGCCGGCGGUCAACAGAACCACGGCCGUCGACGGCGGCAUGGAGGGAAACAUGAUCAUCAUCCUCGCGGCUCUGCUCUGUGCGCUGAUAAUCGCGCUCGGGCUGAACUCCGUGGUGCGGUGCGCGGUACAGUGGGGGCGGCGGUUGGCGUUCGAGAUGCCGGAGGAGUCGGCGACGAGGUCGGCGGCAACGUCCGGGCUCAAGAAGCAGGCGCUUCGCCGGCUGCCGGUGGCGGUUUACGGGCCGGGCGCCGGCGUCCUAGCGACGGAGUGUCCGAUCUGCUUGGCGGAGUUCGCCGAUGGGGAGGAGGUCCGGGUGCUCCCCUGGUGCCACCAUGGCUUCCACGUCGGAUGCAUCGAUGAGUGGCUGUCUUCGCACUCGUCCUGCCCCACUUGCCGGCAGUCCUUGCUCGAGGACGGCAGCGGGCCGCCGGCGGCGAACACGGCGAGCCAAUUAAACACUGCCUAUCGAUCAAAUUUGUUAAUGUAGAUGAUGGAUGCUAUUCAUUAUCACUUAUUAGCUUUCUAAGUUGCUCGUUUCAUAUUUCUACGCCUAUUUCAUCCAGAAUUAAGGUGCUUUAUCUUAGCAGAUUGCUACUAAGUCAGUUUUCCGCUUCUUUUUCUAUGAACAGAAGGGCGAAGCUCGUCCAUUUCCGUUGGAGAGCAAUUGCGCAUUUCUGUCUGUGAUGGUAUCUUUGGUAAAGGAAUCAAGAACUCUCCCUGGUUCCAUCAAACUUUCUUUCCUAUAAAACAUUCGCUUAUUCCUUUAUCCAAUUAACUAUUCCUUCUGUUGUUAUGGCAAUAGAUAAAUUCUAGGGAUUAUAUAAGAAGGUUCGCUGUCGUGAAAGAUGUUUUUUUUUCCUUACCAAAGUCAUUCUUUCUUC
Zingiber officinale is the source of this 1219-nucleotide messenger RNA. RefSeq names its product RING-H2 finger protein ATL74-like. Lineage: Eukaryota; Viridiplantae; Streptophyta; Magnoliopsida; Zingiberales; Zingiberaceae. The transcript has a single exon. The coding region runs from base 376 to 825 and encodes 149 amino acids. The record is from RefSeq and is a predicted model, not a curated record.